Messenger RNA from Epinephelus fuscoguttatus (brown-marbled grouper), 4125 nucleotides. It is a transcript of the gene rab21, whose product is annotated as RAB21, member RAS oncogene family. The transcript is spliced from 7 exons. Gene Ontology annotation, biological process: Rab protein signal transduction. The coding region runs from base 353 to 1006 and encodes 217 amino acids. Gene Ontology annotation, molecular function: GTPase activity; GTP binding. NCBI's taxonomy places the organism in Eukaryota, Metazoa, Chordata, Actinopteri, Perciformes, Serranidae. The record is from RefSeq and is a predicted model, not a curated record.
GACGAUCUUCGGCGGUGCUAGCCGGCUAUCAGCUAGCUCAGAGAGACGCCAUUAGUUGGGAGAAGCGCAGGGUUUCGGUAUCAGGUAGAAACGGGACGUAGCUCAGUGUUCGGACCCGUUUCCUCCCACCUGUUGGUAGAUAUCAAUAAAAGUCAGAGUCGCUUCUGCUGUCGACGCGUUUCUCUCCUGAUUUUAGCUCCUUUUUUAAAAGACGGAAGCUGAUGUGAGCUGCGCAGGACUUCAGCUGUGAACGGGGUUAGCAUUAGCAUCAGCGUCGCUAGCUUGAUACGGCUUGUUUUGAUUCGUGGGGAAAAAGAAGCGACAAGACUUGUUUGGUAAAACACUGCCUGCCAUGGCGGCCGGAGGGACGGGCGGCAAAACCUACUCGUUCAAGGUGGUGCUGCUGGGCGAAGGCUGCGUGGGGAAGACGUCGCUGGUGCUGCGAUACUGCGAAAACAAAUUCAACGACAAACACAUCACAACUCUACAGGCGUCCUUCCUCACAAAGAAGCUCAACAUCACAGGAAAGAGAGUUAACCUGGCCAUAUGGGACACAGCAGGUCAGGAGCGUUUCCAUGCGUUAGGUCCCAUCUACUACAGAGACUCCAAUGGAGCCAUUCUAGUGUACGACGUUACAGACGAAGACUCCUUUCAGAAGGUGAAGAACUGGGUGAAAGAGUUGAGGAAAAUGUUGGGGAACGAGAUUUGUUUAUGUAUAGUAGGUAAUAAAAUUGAUUUGGACAAAGACAGACAUGUUUCAGUGGAAGAGGCUGAGAGUUAUGCAGAGUCGGUGGGAGCCAAACACUACCACACAUCAGCCAAGCUAAAUAAAGGCAUCGAGGAGCUCUUCCUGGAUCUCUGUAAAAGGAUGAUGGAAACGGCUCAGGCUGAGGAGAGAUUGAAGGGCAACGGAGCCAGCCAAUCAGCAUCAAGUAGGCGGGGCGUACAGAUCGUGGAUGACGAACCACAAGCCACGCCCGCUGGAGGAUGCUGCUCUUCUGGCUAACACACACACACAGGCACACACACACAGUCUCUCUGCCAUACAUGCUUGCAGACAUAAUAUUCACACACACAUUUACGAGCGUCUCUGUCGUCCAGUUUCUCUGAACUCUUAAAAAAAACUUAAUCCCAACUGUUGCUGCUGUUCAUUCAGCACCGCCUCUGCUGCUAAGGAGCAUGGGAACUCAUAUUUGAAAUGGUUUAAUCGCUGUUUCCUCCCAAAUAAAAGAUUAAAAUGAUUUAAAUUUGACAAAAAUCACAUUUUCAGCACUUUAAUUUCCUGCAGAAGCAAAACUUCGCCCAGAGAAACGGCGAAGGCCACACGUCAACCUGCAGCUGUUUGUGUGUCAUUAAUUCAUCAUUAAUAAAAGAGCUGAAAUAACUUUGAGGACAUCGAACGGCGGCAGAGAUUUAUUUAGUUAUUUUUGUUUAUUUGUGGUGGGAAGUCUCUCGAGGGAUGAAACAUACAAACACACACACUGUAUAAACCUCCAUUAAUCAUCAUAUUUAUCUCAAAAUAUAAACAUGUUUUCUGUUUUCAAACCCAGAGGAGCAGCAGGCGGACAGCGCCACCUGCUGGGUGCAAUGACAAAUUAUUAAAGGACAGGUUCAGAUUUUUUCAUGCUCAUAUUAAUACACUCACAUGUUGUUUUACUGCAGGUGUUUCACCUCGGACACAACCCAGAAUAAAAAAAACAUCAGUGGAAACUAAACGUGGGGAUGUUGUGUUAAAAAGAAAACCUCAUUUCAGCUUCAGCUGAACUUCAGAGCGGAUUUUUACACAGAGUAGAGACAUUAUAUCCUCCAUCUCUGACAAAGUAGGAGUGACGAUCACAGUGAUCAACAACUCUUGAAACUAAACUCCCAGAUUUGGAAGACUAUUUCUGCCAGUGUGAUGGAAGAAAAAAUAAGUUAUUAUUAUGAGAGACAUUUUAGAGAUAAUGAGUUAGUAUCUCAAAAUAUUGAGGAACUUCCACUUUUCCAGCUUUGUGAUGGUAGGCUUGAGUCAGAGUUUUGAUAAAAUGAGUCAUUAUUUUGAGGAAGUUUCUCGUUAUUUUGAUAAAGCUUCAAACUAGUUAAUAUUUUAAUAGUUACUCAGUAUUUUCAGAAACUACGUCAGUAAUUUGAGAAAGUUUCUGAUUUUUUGAGAAAUUAUGUCAAUAUUUUAAAGAAGUUUCUCAUUAUUUUGAGAUACUAACUCAUUUCCAAAAAGUCUCAGAAAAUAAUGAGUCAGAAUUUCAAAAUAAUGAAACUAUCAAAAUAACAAAACCAAGGCAAUAUUUUGAGAAAUUGCAUCAAUAUUUUUAAAUGUUUCUCAAUAUUUUUGUGAUACUAAAUACUUAUUUAAAAAUACAAACUCAAAAUUUCUCAUCAUAAAGACUGACAUGUAUUGGUGAAAAUGGUCUUCCAUACUGAGGAGCAACGAUGAGCUGUGAGUGAUUACUGGACCACGUGACUCCCCAAAAUACACUUGUUGUAAAAUAAUAACUUUUUCUGAACAUCAUUAAAGGUCCAAUAAAAAGUUGACAGUGUAAAAGAGUCACAUCAGUAAAUUAUUUUUGUGUGAGGUUUCCACAUACCUUCAUGCUGGAGGUGUGUGAGUGUUGUAUUAAUAUAAAACUGGAAAAAAGUCCGAACUCGCCCUUUAAUCUGAGCAGUUUACUCUUCACAUCUGUCAGUAUGAACCACGACGUCAGUCAGAGCUGCACACAAAUUAAAAACAAUUAUAAAACCUGAAUAUUUAAAAUGUUUCCAUUUCGUAAGAAGCUGCAGGUGUUUUAUUGUAAACUAAAAUUACAUUUGUUAUUGUUACAAUUAAAACAACAUAAUUAAGUAAAUGAAGAGGAAAUCAUAAAGUAACAACAAGAAAGAAAACAAAUCAAAAUCUCAACCUCAGUUUCAUGUUUCACUCAGCUGCUGCUCAACCUGAUAUUUUUGUUUGUGAAAUAAACUGCACUUUGUUAAAAUCAAAUUUAGGGAAAAAAAAAAGAAUAAAUUACCAGUUAAAUGCAAACAUCUCAGUUUGCUGCACGUUUGCUAAAAAUAAACAUGAAAACAUUGAUCAAAAUGUGCCUGUACUGCAGUUUAACUGUUUAUAUUUUAUUUUUCUGAAUCCUGAAGAUAUUUAGUUAAAAUAAUAAGACAGCAAAAAACUGGAACAUUCUGAUUUAGUUUUCUUUCCAUCGACUAAUUAAUCGUUUCAGCUCGACUGAUGUUGGUCUGUUAAUUUAUCUUCAUGUUGUAAAAACAAACAAACAAAAAUACUUAAUUUAUAGAUUAAAAAUGAAUUAACAAAACUCAAACAUUGAUCAAAGUGUGCAGUUUGAAAUACAUUAAUAUAUAAUAUGUUUAUUAUUGUGACAUUAUAAUCUUCAGUUAUUUUUAGUUUAUGCAAUAAAAUGUUAAAAUAUUUUGAGAGAAAAAAAACUUGAAAUAAUUUGCUUCAUCCAAAAACUAACAAAAAUAUAUUCAGUUUACGAAGAUGAAAAAAAGAUAAAAUGAUUUUUGGUCUUAUCAAAAAAAAUAAAAAAUAAAAAAUUGUAGUGAUCAGUGUAUUGAUGAAUUGAUUCAUUUUUCAGCUCUGUUGCUGAUGAUCUGGAUUUUUGGUCUUUAAAUUAAACAUUGAUAUUUUUUGUGAAUUUUUUCUUUUUUUUUUUUCCCCAUUCCAAAAUUUGAUUUUAUGUUAAUAACCAUCCCGUUUUAAAAAUAAUACACACACACACACACACACACACACACAUAUAUAUAUUUAAAGAAUGAAAAUGUGUUAUAGUUUGACAACUGAAUAAAAAUCAUUCAUCAACAUUUAUUUUCAGGUAUUUGAUGAAUUAAUUGUUGUUUUUGUCGUCCAAACUCCAAAAUAUUUGAUUUAAAUCAAAAUAAAACCAGAAACAGAAGCUGGAAACAGAUAAUUUUUGACAUUUUUGUGUUAAAAAGUUCCAAUAAAAUUCUCGUCAGUUCUCGCUGUAAUUGAUUAAUUCAGCUCUGAAUAUUAUAAAAGCUUCCUAAAUAUUGUGCAGCUCAAAGUUCAGCUCCUUCAUCCUCCUCCUCUUCCUCUACAUGGUUUUAAAACACACACACACACACACACACACACACACACACACACACACACAGAAAUAA